AGGCGGUCUUCUAAAAACUCGACAUGCAUGUGAAUUCUUUUUUUUCCCCAUACUCUUUCUUUUUUUCUUUUUUCUUCUUUCCUUUUUAUUUUUUAUUCAAUCUCCUGUUUAUAACAUAUAACAAUAAUGACGACUCUACCUGACUCAUUGAUGGUUAUACCUUUGGAAAACAAAGUACUUUUACCCUCUGUUGUAUUGAAAUUAACAAUCAAAGGAAAAGAUGCUUCCAAUUUGACCCGAAAACACUUCAAGUUAUCAGAACAACGUAAAUCAGCUUACGUGGUAUGUGUUCCCUUGAAACCAACAACAACGACAAGUAAAAAGGACUCUGGUGAAAAUAACAAGAAAUUACCGACAACUGUAGUGAAGAAAUCAUCAUCCACUUCUUCAAUUUCUGACGACUCAUUAUUAUUACAACCUCAUGAAAGGGAUUUACUUUACGAUUAUGGUUGUGCCGCUCGUAUUCUUCGUGUACAAAGAUCUGGUUUGGGCGUCUUUUCUGUGUUUGUAGAAGGCAUAUCUCGAUGUAAAAUAGAACGCCUUUUAUCCCCUUCUUCAGAUACCACAAUGACCAUGGCCAAGUUGAUUCAUAUGGACCCUCCUACAAAACAAGAAAUGGAAGAUGCCAAAGAUGAACUUAUUGCUUUUCGAGCUUUAGCUAAGGAAUUCCUCUCCAAGAUGCGUGAACUUCAACUUCCUGACACCUUGACGGCGCAGCUUUCCAAAUUGAUCGACAAUGUUUCCCCUCUGACUUUGGCUGAUCUCAUGGUGUCUGUGAUUGAAACUUCUUUUGAUGAAAAACUAUUGAUGCUUUCUACGAAUCAAGUCAAGGAACGUUUGGCAAAAGCUUCAGAAUGGAUGACACGACAAUUACAUGUUUUGAAAAUCAGUGAACAAAUUCAUUCAAGUAUUGAAGGCAAACUUAGCAAAAAACAACGUGAAUUCUAUUUGAGACAACAGCUUGAUGCUAUCAAACAAGAACUAGGUGAAUCAGAUAAUUUUUCUGGUGGCAAGGAUGAUGACGAAAUGACACAAUUGGCUAGAAAAUUGGAACAAGCUAAUUUACCCAAAGAAGCUGCAACCAUAGCACAACGUGAAUUGAAACGCAUCAAGAAACUCCAACCUUCUUCCAGUGAAUGGUCAGUGGCUCGCAAUUACUUGGAAUUGAUUGCUGAUUUACCUUGGAACAAGAAAUCAGAUGAAGUUUUAGAUAUUAGUCGUGCAAAACAACAAUUGGAAGGGGAUCAUUUUGGAUUGGAUCAUGUCAAGAAACGAAUUAUUGAAUAUUUAUCUGUAGCCAAAAUCAAAGGGGAUCUCAAAGCGCCCAUCAUUUGCUUUGUUGGACCUGUAAGUUAUGGAUAUAUUAAAAAAUUUUAUUCAUUUGUUGACUUUUCUUCUUUAAAGCCUGGUGUAGGAAAAACAUCACUUGGAAAAUCCAUUGCUACAUCAUUGUCUAGAGAAUUCCAUCGAAUCUCAUUGGGUGGUGUUAGAGAUGAAGCUGAUAUGCGUGGUCAUCGUCGAACUUAUGUUGGUGCUAUGCCUGGUUUGAUCAUUCAAGGUUUACGUAAAGUGGGUGUUAACAAUCCUCUCUUUUUAUUGGAUGAAAUCGACAAACUUGUUCACUCGACUCAUUAUGGUGAUCCUGCAGCUGCUUUAUUGGAAGUAUUGGAUCCAGAACAAAAUAACUCAUUCUCUGAUCAUUACUUGAAUUUACCAUUUGACCUAUCCAAUGUCUUGUUUAUUGCUACAGCUAAUACGGUGGACACGAUACCUGAACCUUUAUUGGAUCGUAUGGAAUUGAUUCAUUUGAAUGGCUAUACCUUUGAAGAGAAGUUACAUAUCGCCCGAUCACAUCUUUUACCAAAACAAAUAGCAGCUCAUGGUUUGGAGCAAGAUCAAAUACAAAUCGAUGAUCAAGUUCUACUUAAAUUGGCUGAAAACUACACUCGUGAAAGUGGUGUGCGUAGUUUGGAAAGAACUUUGGCUUCUGUAGUACGUUCAAAGUGUGUUACUUUGGCUGAUUUGCGUGAAUCUGGAAAUGAACAUGAUUACAAUCCAAAGGUUGAUUUACAAGAUUUGGAGGAAAUUCUUGGGAUUGCCAAAUUCGAAAAAGAAGUAGCGGAACGUGAUCCUAUACCAGGUGUUGUGACAGGUCUUACUUACAGUGGUUCAGGAAAUGGUGGAAUUCUCUUUAUCGAAACUUCUAAGAUGCCUGGAAAAGGUGAACUUCAACUUACUGGGUCUUUGGGUGAUGUGAUCAAAGAAUCAGCACAAAUUGCAUUGACCUGGGUCAAGUCACAUGCUUAUGCAUUAAAGAUUGCUUCAUCCAAUGAUCAAAACAUUGUUGAAAAAUAUGAUGUUCAUGUUCAUUUCCCUUCAGGUGCUGUUCCAAAAGAUGGUCCUAGUGCUGGUGUUACCUUGGUAACUUCUUUGGUAUCAUUAUUCUCUGGAUAUUAUGUACCUACAACGACGGCAAUGACGGGUGAAAUCUCGUUACGUGGUCAAGUUUUACCUGUGGGAGGUAUCAAGGAAAAGGUGAUCUCAGCUCAUCGUGCAGGUAUUCGAAAGAUCAUUCUCCCUUAUCGCAAUCGCAAGGAUGUCAAACAAGAUGUACCAGAUCGGGUCCAACAGGAUAUUGAAUUUGUUUAUGCAAAGACUGUAUGGGAUGUACUUGAAGCUGCAUUGAUUAUUGGUGAUACAGAGAAAUGGACAACUCGAUCAUAUGAAAGUCAUUUAUAGUUCUAUAGUUAGGUUCUAUUUUUUUUUCUUAUUAUUAUUAUUAUUAUUGUAUGAAUGGUUGACAUUAGAUAUGUAGAAUUUGUUUAUUAUUUUAUGAACUUUUUUAUUAUUAUUAUUUGAUUCAAUAAAAUGGGAAUGAUUGAAAAAGAAAAUAAAA
This is a messenger RNA of Halteromyces radiatus, 2896 nucleotides long. RefSeq names its product ATP-dependent protease La. The transcript is spliced from 8 exons. Gene Ontology annotation, molecular function: ATP hydrolysis activity; ATP binding; serine-type endopeptidase activity. Gene Ontology annotation, cellular component: peroxisomal matrix. The record is from RefSeq and is a predicted model, not a curated record. Lineage: Eukaryota; Fungi; Mucoromycota; Mucoromycetes; Mucorales; Cunninghamellaceae. The coding region runs from base 127 to 2739 and encodes 870 amino acids. Gene Ontology annotation, biological process: protein targeting to peroxisome; protein processing; protein catabolic process.